UCUGGCCUUUUGGAAGAGCAAAAAAUGAUGAAGUCCCAGGGGUUAGUAUCAUUCAAGGAUGUAGCUGUGGAUUUCACCCAGGAGGAGUGGCAGCAACUUGACCCUUCUCAGAGGACCCUGUACAGGGAUGUGAUGCUGGAGAACUACAGCCACCUGGUCUCAAUGGGGUAUCCAGUUUCCAAACCAGAUGUCAUCUCCAAGUUGGAACAAGGAGAAGAGCCAUGGAUCAUAAAGGGAGACAUAUCAAAUUGGAUCUAUCCAGAUGAAUAUCAGGCAGAUGGGAGACAAGGGAAGAAGAGUAACCUUCACAACUCCCAGUCAUGUAUUUUGGGGACAGUUUCCUUCCAUCAUAAGAUACUGAAAGGAGUCACAAGGGAUGGUUCAUUGUGCUCCAUUUUAAAAGUCUGUCAAGGUGAUGGUCAGCUGCAGAGAUUUCUAGAGAAUCAAGACAAACUCUUCAGGCAGGUCACAUUUGUUAACAGCAAAACAGUGACUGAGGCAUCAGGGCAUAAAUAUAAUCCAUUAGGGAAAAUAUUUCAAGAGUGCAUAGAAACAGAUAUAUCAAUACAGAGAUUCCAUAAAUAUGAUGCUUUUAAAAAGAACUUAAAACCAAAUAUUGACCUACCGAGUUGUUAUAAGAGCAAUUCAAGAAAAAAACCUGAUCAGAGUUUUGGAGGUGGAAAAUCAUCUAGCCAGAGUGAGCCCAAUUCUAAUCUUGAGAAGAUUCACAAUGGAGUAAUACCUUUUGAUGAUAAUCAGUGUGGAAACGUUUUUGGAAAUACACAAUCCCUUAUUCAAUAUCAGAAUAUGGAAACUAAAGAGAAAAGCUGUGUAUGUGUUACAUGUGGAAAAGCCUUUGCUAAGAAGUCACAACUCAUUGUACAUCAAAGAAUUCAUACUGGAAAGAAACCAUAUGAUUGUGGUGCAUGCGGAAAAGCCUUCAGUGAGAAGUUUCAUCUUGUUGUACAUCAGAGAACUCAUACUGGGGAGAAACCUUAUGAUUGUUCUGAAUGUGGAAAAGCCUUCUCUCAGAAAUCAUCCCUUAUUAUACAUCAGAGAGUUCACACUGGGGAAAAACCCUAUGAAUGUAGUGAAUGCGGGAAAGCCUUCUCCCAGAAAUCACCCCUCAUUAUACAUCAGAGAAUACAUACUGGGGAAAAACCCUAUGAAUGUAGAGAGUGUGGGAAGGCCUUUUCCCAGAAGUCACAGCUGAUUAUACACCACAGAGCUCAUACUGGAGAGAAGCCGUAUGAGUGUACCGAAUGUGGGAAAGCCUUCUGUGAGAAGUCCCACCUCAUUAUACAUAAAAGAAUUCACACUGGUGAGAAACCCUACAAAUGUGCUCAAUGUGAGGAAGCCUUCAGCAGGAAGACAGAACUCAUUACACAUCAGUUAGUUCAUACUGGGGAAAAGCCUUAUGAAUGUACUGAAUGUGGAAAGACAUUCUCCCGCAAGUCACAGCUCAUCAUACAUCAGAGAACACAUACUGGAGAAAAACCCUAUAAAUGUAGUGAAUGUGGCAAAGCCUUCUGCCAGAAGUCACAUCUCAUUGGACAUCAGAGAAUUCACACAGGAGAAAAACCUUAUAUAUGUACUGAAUGUGGGAAAGCCUUCUCUCAGAAGUCCCACCUUCCAGGACACCAGCGAAUUCAUACAGGAGAGAAACCUUACAUAUGUGCUGAAUGUGGAAAGGCCUUUUCUCAGAAGUCAGACCUUGUUUUACAUCAGAGGAUUCAUACUGGGGAAAGACCCUAUCAAUGUGCUAUAUGUGGGAAGGCCUUCAUCCAGAAGUCACAACUAACUGUACACCAGAGAAUUCACACAGUGGUAAAAUCAUAAUGAACUGGCCACAGAAAAGCCUUAGUAUUAGCUGAAGCCUUAAUAAUUACUAGAAACGCAAUUAAUUUGAUAAGCUUGGGGACAGCAUCCCAACAGAUAAAAAUUUUUAAGGGAGUUUGUUUCUAGUUUGGUGAUGCCUAACUUUUCC
This is a messenger RNA of Gorilla gorilla gorilla (western lowland gorilla), 1987 nucleotides long. RefSeq names its product zinc finger protein 300 (gene ZNF300). Lineage: Eukaryota; Metazoa; Chordata; Mammalia; Primates; Hominidae. The record is from RefSeq and is a predicted model, not a curated record. The transcript is spliced from 4 exons. Gene Ontology annotation, molecular function: RNA polymerase II cis-regulatory region sequence-specific DNA binding; DNA-binding transcription factor activity, RNA polymerase II-specific. The coding region runs from base 25 to 1839 and encodes 604 amino acids. Gene Ontology annotation, biological process: regulation of DNA-templated transcription.